This is a messenger RNA of Mytilus californianus (California mussel), 1540 nucleotides long. RefSeq names its product collagen alpha-3(VI) chain-like. Bases 58 to 1110 code for a protein of 350 amino acids. The transcript has 5 exons. The record is from RefSeq and is a predicted model, not a curated record. NCBI's taxonomy places the organism in Eukaryota, Metazoa, Mollusca, Bivalvia, Mytilida, Mytilidae.
AUUAUGAAGUGCGAAGUGGGUGAGACGUAUUAUGAUUUUAUGAUUUAACUUCGAACGAUGAAAGUCUAUUUGAUUUUCAUCACGUUUGGAAAAUUGCUACAUCUGUUCGAGUGUGCAAAGAAAGAUAUAGUAUUUGUUGUAGACAGAUCUGGAAGUUUAACAUCAGACGAUAUAAAUGGAACGAUAGACUUCAUUUAUAAUGUGACGUCAUAUCUCGACAUUGGCUCCGAUAAUGUAAAGAUUUCGAUCGUCACUUUCAAUGACGAAGUGCAAACUGAAAUAAAAUUUAACGAUUACUCUACAAAAGAAGAAUUAUUGUCUGCAAUUGCCAACUUAAAAGGGAUGUCAACAAACGGCGGGACUUAUACUUAUAAUGCAUUGAAUCACGUGCGCAAUAGCACAUUAACGUCUGAUGGGGCACGUGACGAAGCUGAAAAAUUGGUUGUUGUAAUGACCGAUGGGGCGUCAAUUGAUCUCGUAGCAACUAUCGCUAUGGCAGAUAAGCUGCGUAACGAUUUGUCUGCUGAAUUAUUUUCGAUUGCAGUUGGAAGUAAGCCUGACCAAAUCGAAAUAGACGGAAUUGCUAACGACCCAGACAGUUACUACGUGCAUUCUGUUUCCGAUUUUGUAUAUCUUUGUAACAUGAUUCCGUCUUUAGUUCCAAAGCUUGAUGCAGGUGCUGUAGCCAGCGUUGCUAGUGAUUGUCCAUUAGAACCUGGCGUUACAACAGAAGCUGCUGCAGUUCUAGAAGAGACCGAUAGCUCAUCGAGUAAUUGGGUAUGGAUUAUUGCAGCAAUCCUUUCUGCUAUUCUAAUCAUCCUAUUAUUGAUAUGUUGUAUUUUGUUUCUGAAAAAGAAAAAGAGGAAACCAAAGGAGAAAAAUGAAGCAUACCAAAACAUCGAAUUUUCUUCCGACACUCCAGCAGUACAAGGGAAACCUAUAUUUAGAGAACCUUCAAUACUGUCAAACAACGGGUGGACUUCAGGAAUGAACAAAGAGUUGACAGAAUCGUCUAUGUUUACAUUGAAUCGUGAAUCAACAACAUCUCUGAGUUCUAUUAUGUACAGAGAUAUGUUUCAGUUUACACCAGAAUCUAAACCAAAUCAAUGAGUUAAAUAAACUACACAGUGCCGAUGUAAGGUGUCUUAUAUAUGUACAGUCUGAUUCAGUAUUACUUUAUUAACUUUACCUGCUCCAGUUUUGAUUAAACUAAAAUUUAAGGGAAGUUAAAUGUAAUGGUUCAGGUUAUUUUUUAAUCUAAUUUAUAUCGCAAAACAAAAGUUUUCCCUGUACAAUACGUUAUCAUGGACAUUUACUAUAGAUUUCUAUAACAUUUACGACAAAACUCUGUUCAUGUUAAUAUUCUUGCCUGGUUUGAUAGUUAAAAUGUAUCUUAUGUGAAUUUUUGUUAGAAAAUGAUAAUACUUAAUUGUAUUUCAUGAAUUUGUUUUCAAUGUUUAGUACCUUGAAAGACAUGUAUUUAUCUAUGAAAUAAAAACAGUGACUUGGUCGAUCUACAAAUUAAACUCGCAGAAAACUG